Molecule: messenger RNA, 1940 nt
Organism: Nanorana parkeri
Lineage: Eukaryota; Metazoa; Chordata; Amphibia; Anura; Dicroglossidae
Gene: ERO1A
Product: endoplasmic reticulum oxidoreductase 1 alpha
Exons: 16
Coding region: 1-1494 (497 amino acids)
Biological process (GO): protein folding in endoplasmic reticulum
Cellular component (GO): endoplasmic reticulum; endoplasmic reticulum membrane
Molecular function (GO): thiol oxidase activity; protein-disulfide reductase activity; FAD binding
Source: RefSeq, a predicted model, not a curated record
AUGGAUCGCCAGGCGGUCACGGGAGUCGCCCUCGACAGCCGAUCACGCUGGCGGUGCCAUUAUUUUCUAAUGGCACCCCAGUCUCGCCCGACGGACUACGCGGUUUCCUGCCGCAAUUCCGCCUGUGCAAUUCGUCCUUCUUAUGUACAUGCUGUAACAUUUUGUACUGUUCUCACACAUUUUCCUUUUCUCCAGGUCACAGGCUACCUUGACGAUUGCACGUGCGAUGUGGAGACUAUAGACCAUUUCAACAAUAACAAGCUGUUCCCAAAAUUGCAAAAAUUGCUUGAGACGGACUAUUUCCGAUAUUACAAGGCGAAUUUGAAGAAGCCAUGUCCCUUCUGGAACGAUAGCAGUCAUUGUGGGAUAAGAGACUGUGCAGUGCAGCCCUGCCCCACUGAUUCAGUUCCACUUGGAAUAAAGUCGCCCGGUUAUAAGUACACCGAGGCCGCAAAUAAAGCGAACGGCGAGCUGGAAUGUGAAAAAGAAAAGAGACUGGGUGCUGUGGAUGAGUCCUUGAGUGAAGCCGCGCAGGAAGCCUUUUCACAGUGGAGUCAUCAUGACGAUAACUCCGAUGAUAACUUCUGCGAACACGACGAUGAGGAAUCCCCAGACGCAGAAUAUGUCGACUUGCUUAUUAACCCAGAAAGAUUCACGGGGUACAAAGGACCUGAUGCUUGGAAGAUCUGGAACAGCAUUUACGAGGAAAACUGUUUCAAACCAAAAGCAGUGAAACGGCCACUGAACCCUCUGGCUUCUGGGCGAGGUGAAAAUGAAGAGGUCCUGUUCUAUAGCUGGCUGGAAGGUCUGUGUGUUGAGAAAAGAGCAUUCUACAGGCUGAUAUCUGGAUUGCAUGCAAGCAUCAAUAUUCACCUCAGUGCAAGAUACCUACUGCAAGACACCUGGAUGAGUAAGAUCUGGGCACAUAACGUGACAGAGUUUCAGGCACGCUUUGACGGCACGCAAACCCAGAACGAAGGGCCGCGGCGACUGAAGAACCUGUACUUCUUAUAUCUGAUCGAGCUGAGAGCCAUCUCCAAGGUUCUGCCAUUCUUUGAGCGACAAUCUUUUCUGCUGUACACUGGAAAUGAAACAAAAGACCUGGAGACAAAAAAGCUGCUGCUCGACAUUCUGCGAGAUACCAAAGAUUUUCCCCUGCACUUCGAUGAAAAUUCACUUUUUGCCGGUGAUAAGAAGCUAGCUGACCGUUUAAAGGAUGAAUUCCGACAUCACUUUAGGAAUAUCUCCAGGAUUAUGGACUGCGUUGGCUGCUUUAAAUGUCGCCUUUGGGGAAAACUGCAGACUCAGGGAUUGGGAACGGCACUGAAAAUUCUGUUCUCCGAAAAACAAAUUCAGAACAUGCCAGAAAGCGGGCCAUCCUACGGCUUCCAUUUGAAGCGACAGGAAAUCGUGGCCCUUCUCAACGCUUUUGGAAGGAUUUCUACGAGUGUCAAGGAGCUAGAAAACUUUAAAAGACUCUUGGACAACGUGUGACGGCGGCGAGACGAGGAUUCAGAAGCAGGGAACUUUGCACUAUGGCGGCCCGUAUUUGUUUGACGAGAACAUCCUUUUGGUCAAAAUCUGAGAAUCUUCAUUCUCGCUGUGAAAACUGGUCCUCGGAGGACUCUCCUGUGUAUAUUGUAAAAUAAAUACGCUUCAGAUUUUCUAUUUACCGUGACUUGUACCUGCACUUCUGUCGGACACCCUGAUGAAGCGCUGAUCACCUUUUAUUAAGGGGAUAGUUUUUUCCUAUCCCAAAACAAUGAGCGUCUGUUUCAUCCGCCUUGACUACUACUAUCCUGUGUCCGCUGUGUAUCUGCCUCAUCCCGUCAUACUCGCUGACCGCUAUAACUUAACUGCGCAUUUCUCUGUUCAUAAUCGGUAGCAAGUGUGUUGGUGCAGCAGAGCAGGGCACGGAAGGGUAGAUUUCAUUAUUUAAA